Sitodiplosis mosellana (orange wheat blossom midge) is the source of this 2037-nucleotide messenger RNA. RefSeq names its product cyclin-H (gene CycH). Gene Ontology annotation, molecular function: cyclin-dependent protein serine/threonine kinase regulator activity. Gene Ontology annotation, cellular component: nucleus; transcription factor TFIIK complex. Gene Ontology annotation, biological process: DNA-templated transcription; regulation of transcription by RNA polymerase II; regulation of cyclin-dependent protein serine/threonine kinase activity. The coding region runs from base 858 to 1847 and encodes 329 amino acids. The transcript is spliced from 4 exons. The record is from RefSeq and is a predicted model, not a curated record. Lineage: Eukaryota; Metazoa; Arthropoda; Insecta; Diptera; Cecidomyiidae.
AUUCGCAGAUGCAGUCGCUCGAAUAUUCGAACAUCAUUGUGUACUAAAAUUUUAUGGCAAGUGGAAUGUGUCAAACAACCAAUUCGAAAUUCAUGUUCGAAUAAUAGGCGUUUUUAGCAAUGUGCUGAACGAGAGGGGGGGGUUGUUAAGUGUUAAAUUCAAAAAUUCAAAGCAAUCCACUUCGGGAGGUGACAUCACCGAGAAACGAAAUAAUAAGCCAACAUUAUUUUUAGAUUUGCUUGAUUUUUUAUAUAUUGAGCAUUUGCACGUCGGUUUAUGGCUCAACUUCAAUUUUAUUAUCGUCAACAAUUUUAUUUCAUCGGAUUUUACCGUCAUGAAAAUAAUGCACAUUCAUACCAAUGAAGUGUCUGACGAUGGGAUAUUUCAACGUGAAAAAAAAUGAUUGGACAAAAUAAUUUGAUAUGCAAAACCAAUAUGAUUUUAUGAAAAUUACCAAGGAAAAAAAUACAAAUCAUUCGAUUUCCAACAAUUUAUUAUUUUGAUUUUGAUUGAUGUAUCCCAUGUAUAUGCGCUAACCAAUAUCAGCAACUCCACUUUGAAACUUGUAGCCAAAAUGUGUACUCCCUGCUUAUAGUGUACUCACUUCAGUGUGCGAGUGCCAUGCACACGGUCGAACUGUCAAAGUAUUGUUUUCUAUUUAUGUUGAUCAGUCCGUCGUGAGAUUUGCAUUAAACCGAAUGUUGUGUGUCUCAGCAAAUCUCUCCGUGUAUUGAAUUCAAUGAAGAAAAAUUAUUGUUGUCACACGAAAUAUAAAAAUUAAAUAGAAAAUUCAAUUAAAUUGUCAAGAAUAUUGAUUGUCAUCCGGAGAAAAAGGUCUAUCGGCAAGAAUCGAAAGAAUGUUUCCAUCAAGUUCACAGCGGCGAUAUUGGACGUUUCGGAAUGAAAAAGAAACGAAGGCUCAUCGCAAAACACACAACGAUGAGUAUCAACAAAUCCACGGCGAUCGUUUAGGAUUGAAUGAAGCGCAACGCGAAGAAUUCUUUUUAUCACACGAAGAAGAGCAAAAACUGUUGCGAAGCUAUGAAUAUAAUUUGAAGGAAUUUUGCCGCCGUUUCGAGCCACCGAUGCCAAAAUGUGUGGUUGGCACCGCAUUUCAUUACUUCAAGCGAUUUUAUCUGUACAAUUCGGCGAUGGACUAUCAUCCAAAGGAAAUUUUAGCCACAUGCGUUUAUUUGGCCUGCAAAACCGAAGAGUUCAAUGUGUCAAUUGGACAGUUUGUAGGCAAUAUCAAAGGUGAUCGGAUCAAAGCGAUGGACAUCAUUUUGUCCAAUGAAUUAUUGCUGAUGCAACGACUGAACUACUACCUCACCGUACACAAUCCGUAUCGGCCGGUCGAAGGGUUUUUGAUUGACAUCAAAACAAGAUGCACAUUGUUGAAUCCGGACCGAUUGCGAACUGGUAUCGAUGAAUUCCUCGAGAAAACAUUCUUUACCGAGGCCUGCCUUCUCUUUGCACCAUCACAAAUUGCGUUGGCCGCUGUGCUGCACGCAGCCAGCAAACAAGCGGAAAAUCUCGAUAGCUACGUCACUGAAUCGUUGUUUUAUAACAGUCGUGAAAAAUUGCCGGUAUUGAUCGAAGCGGUACGCAAAAUACGAUUGAUGGUCAAGAACUUUGCCAUACCCGAAAAAGAGGAAUUCAAGCGCAUCGAACGGAAACUGGAAAAAUGCCGGAAUCAAGAAAACAAUCCCGAUAGCGAAGCGUACAAAAUACGAAUGAAAAAAAUGAUGGAAGAUGAAGACGAUUUAGACCUAGAUACAAGCUCAUUCUCAAUGGGCUUCGACCGAUCAAGUUUGGCCAACGAAUCCAUGAUAAGCCUAGACGGAUAAACACAACGUUCACCGCUCACGCUUUCUUUUACUUUACCUCGAAGCCAAAGGCUUUACCCAUUCUGUUGGACUGUUCAAUUGUUUGUGGCGCACUCUAUACCAUUCCAAUAAUUUUGGCGCGCAUUUUUUUUGUUAUUACUCAAUGAAACUAGAAUUAAAACUAUUUGUAAUUAAAACAUGAAUGAAAUGA